AUGCAGACAGAAAUACUCGUGCCGGUGGCUGCCGCGGCAUUCCUCGUCCUGCUUUACAAACUCGUCCUGCAGCCAGCCUUGCUCAGCCCGCUCGCAAAGAUUCCCACGGCCCACUGGUCCUGCUCCCUGUCCAACUGCUGGAUCCUGCGUGUCAGAAAACGGGCCGAGGAAAAUGAAACCCUCUUCCGGCUUCACCUGCGGCAUGGUCCGAUCGUCCGGGUGGCGCCCAACACGUUGAGCGUGGACGGGGUCGAUGCCCUGCGGGCGAUAUACCAGGGGGGUUUUGAGAAAUCCGACUGGUACAAGGUCUUCGAUAACUACGGCGUUCCGCACAUGUUCUCAACGUUGGGAUACAAGGAGCACUCGCGUCGAAAGCGCAUCAUGUCCAACGUGUACUCCAAGUCGUACAUUCACGCGUCGGCUCCGGCGCGAGCGCAGAACAGGGCCGUCUUGCUCGGGAGGCUGCUUCCGCUGCUGAGACAGGAGGCGGCAGAGGCCGACGCCCGCGGCACAGAAGUACAGUCCGUGUUUAUGGCGACGACGAUGGAUCUCAUCUCGUCGUAUAUUUUCGGCAUGCGACGCAGCACCAACUUCAUCCAGGACAAGACGUAUCGAGACCACUGGCUGCGGCUGUAUCUCUCGCGACACCGUCACCACUUUUGGCCUCAGGAGCUUCCUGGCCUGACGAGGCUUUGUACGAGGCUAGGCAUUCGACUGUACCCGUCGUUUGUCGACGCCGCCAACGAGGAACUACGACUGUGGAACAAGAGCAUGUGUGACGAGACGGAGAGAUGGGUAAGUGACGGGGCCGACGGGCCAUGCCUGCCGGCCGACGAGGCCGUCGUUUUCGAGGCGAUGCAUGCGGGCAUUGACAGGGAGGAACAGGCCGAGGGAGAGGCUUCACUGCUCUACAGCACGCUGAUACAGCAGAGGAGUUUGGCGGUAGCCAGCGAGGUCCUGGACCAACUGCUGGCCGGCCAUGAGACCGCGGGCAUUGUGCUGACCUAUAUCGCGUGGCGGUUGUCUCGGUCGCCCGACGUCCAGCACCAGCUCCGGGCAGAGCUGCUUUCCGCGGUCCCACGCUCCAGCCAGGCUGCAGAUGACGGCUGUGCGCUACCGGAGCCCCCAGAGCUGGAUGCCUUGCCCGUUCUGAAUGCCGUUGUCAUGGAGACGCUCCGUCUGCACGCGCCUAUUCCCGGGCCGCAACCCCGGUGUACGCCGCGUCCGGGCUGUCAAGUCGGGGGCUACGACAUCCCGGGCGGCGUGCGGAUCGCGUCUCUAGCACACACGCUUCACCUGGACGAGAGGGUAUACCCAGAUGCGAGGAGAUGGGACCAUGCGCGAUGGCUGGCGCAAGCAUCGGAUGCCGAGACAAGGAAGCUGAUGAACAGGCACUUUUGGGCGUUUGGGAGCGGAGGACGUAUGUGCAUCGGCUCGAAUUUCGCACUUGCAGGCAUCAAGAGUAUUGUCGCCGUCAUUUACGCCAAUUUCACAACCUCGGUUGUAGAUGACGAUGGCAUGGAACAGACGGACGGGUACUCAUCCAGACCGGCAGCUGAGCAGCUGUACCUGAAGUUUGCUGCUGUGUAG
Messenger RNA from Metarhizium album ARSEF 1941, 1590 nucleotides. Its product is annotated as Cytochrome P450. NCBI's taxonomy places the organism in Eukaryota, Fungi, Ascomycota, Sordariomycetes, Hypocreales, Clavicipitaceae. The transcript is spliced from 3 exons. The coding region runs from base 1 to 1590 and encodes 529 amino acids. Gene Ontology annotation, molecular function: heme binding; iron ion binding; oxidoreductase activity, acting on paired donors, with incorporation or reduction of molecular oxygen. The record is from RefSeq and is a predicted model, not a curated record.